Cynoglossus semilaevis (tongue sole) is the source of this 1684-nucleotide messenger RNA. It is a transcript of the gene wdr55, whose product is annotated as WD repeat domain 55. The transcript has 4 exons. The record is from RefSeq and is a predicted model, not a curated record. Gene Ontology annotation, molecular function: protein binding. The coding region runs from base 21 to 1280 and encodes 419 amino acids. Lineage: Eukaryota; Metazoa; Chordata; Actinopteri; Pleuronectiformes; Cynoglossidae.
GAAGAAAAAAGCAAAACAUCAUGGCUGCGCCCGUGGAACACGCUGUAUCUGUGACCACGACGACAGACACGGACAAAAUAGAACUAUCAGAAACGCCCGAUGGCCCAGAAUCACCAGCUCCAGAGUCCUCAGGUCAGGUUUCGGGUCCAGAAAAUGAUGACGACGAAGAGGCGAACGGAGGCGAAUCUCUAGCGCCGCGGGUCCGAGACACCCCGCAGGAUAUACGGCUGGAGGCGAUUGCCAACACGGUGGCGCUGCACCCGAGCCGAGAUCUUCUGGUGUGUGGGGAUGUAGACGGGGACGUGUACGCCUUCUCCUACUCUUGUACAGAGGGUGAGAACCGGGAACUGUGGUCCUCAGGGCAUCACCUCAAGUCCUGUCGUCAGGUGCGCUUCGCAGAGGACGGACUGAAGCUGUAUACUGUGUCCCGGGACAAGUCCGUGCAUCUGAUGGACGUAGAGCAGGGAAAGCUGGUCACCAGGAUCCGAGGGGCCCAUUCUGCCCCAAUCAACAGCCUGCUGCUGGUGGACGAGAACAUCCUGGCAACUGGAGACGACGGAGGAACAAUGAAGGUGUGGGACAUGAGGAAAGGGACGGCCAUCAUGGACCUGAAACAUCAUGAUGAUUACAUUAGUGACAUCGCCGUAGACCAGGCUAAGAGGAUUCUUUUAACAGCCAGUGGUGACGGGACUAUGGGUGUCUUCAACAUUAAGAGACGUCGGUUUGAGCUUCUGUCGGAGCCCCAGAGUGGUGAUCUGACUUCAGUGGUGUUAAUGAAGUAUGGAAAGAAGGUGGUUUGUGGUUCCAGCGAAGGGACUAUGUACAUCUUCAACUGGAAUGGAUUUGGAGCUACAAGCGAUAGAUUUGCUGUCAAGGCAGAGUCCUUGGAUUGCAUGGUUCCUGUCACAAACAACAUCGUGUGCACAGCCUCCAUGGAUGGGUAUAUUCGAGCCAUCAACAUCCUGCCAAACAGGGUUAUCGGCUGCAUCGGGCAGCAUGUUGGGGAACCCAUCGAAGAGAUCGCCAAGUCCUGGGACUCUCGCUUCCUAGUUAGCUCUGGUCAUGACCAACUCAUCAAGUUCUGGGAUAUUUCUGCUUUGCCUAAAACGACUGUCAACGAAUACCGCAAGAGGAAGAAGAAAGACGGACGCAUGAAGUCUCUGACUAAGAAGGCUCAUGGAGACAAUGACUUUUUCUCAGGACUCAUGGACGAGAGUGAGAAGAAAGAUGAAGAAGAAGAGGAGGAGGAGGAUAGUGAGAGUGAUAGUGGCAGCGAUUAAACCCGUAGUUUCACUUAGAUAAACUUUACUUUGUAUUAAAACUCUCACUCCCUAGUUUGAUUGUUUGUAUUGAAUGGCAUUAUGGACAAAACAGGUUGGAACUGGCCUUGUAGUUCCUACAAGCUUUGUAUCAAUUUGUUAGACAAGCUGAAAUAUACACAAACCUUCUAUUUUGUUGUUGUCCUUGUAACUGUGGUGGCUGGUUGUCCUUGCAUAAUUGAUAGUUACCAGCUAACUAGUAAGUGCCACAGCAAAUCAGAUAAUUGAGAUGUUGGCAGUAUCUCAAUGGUGAGUUGUGUAAAUGGCAUGAAAUGUCAUGUACAUGUUCCUCAAUUUGUAUUGAGUCAAAUAGAUUUUUUCAUUGUGCAAAAAGGUAUAUUUAUAAAAGAAACACUUAAUCCAUA